AUGAUACUAUGGAUUGUAUGUUUAUUGAUCAAAUCAAUUGAAUCCUUUCAUUCUUUAAAUCCAUCAGAUUUAUCAUGCAAAAAACGUAUAUGCCAUAUUGUUUUCAAUCUAAUUAAAUAUUUCCAUAAUCAUUUAGGUGAUUAUCGACUAAUCACCGAUCAAUCGAGUUAUAUAAUUACAUUAGAUAAUCCAUUAUCUCGUUUAUUAACAAAAUUAUGGCGUGAACAAAUCAAUGAUCAACCUUUAAUACUUCAAUCAUCGCGAUAUUUUCUAACUUACUAUCCUUGGGCUCGAGACUUUUCUUCAAUUAUCAAUCAAUCAGAUUUCUUUUUCGAUGCAAAACCAAUAUUGAAUAAACAAAUCGAACUUAUCAUCAGAAGCAGUGAAAAAAAGCAAGAAGAAUUUUGUUCUUAUCCAGACUCACCAAUCAAAAUAGGCGUUUGUUGUGGUUUAUGUACUAUAAUUGAUACAUGUCCAGAAAUAAAAAUUCUUCAUGAACAUUCAAGAUAUGAUAUGAUUGUAACAAAUGUUGGUUUGAUUUUAACUCGAGAAUUGAUUUGUUCUCUCUUUCCAACAAAUCAAACAAAUCGUUUUUGGUCAACAAUAACAAAUUCAAUGAAUGUUGGUCAAAUACCAGAUAAGAAUGACUUGGCUAUUAUUCAACAUAGUUAUGGAACGAUUCAAGCCUUUUUCUAUUAUACAUUAUAUCCGUUUCAUGAAUGGAAUAAGCAAAUAGUAAAUUUUAAUUUUAUUGAUGUUCUAUUUAUUCCAUAUAAACAAUUCGCUAUAUUUGAAUUAAUUUAUGCAUCGAAUAACUAUGGUGCAAAACUGAUUCGAAUAUGGACAGAUGAUAUAUCCUCCAAUGAUUCAAUAAUUCUUGAUCCUAUUAUUUUUUCAGACACGGGUCAUUUAGCUUUUAUCUAUCAACGAACGAAUCAUUCUUCGUGUUGUUAUUAUUUUGGUAUUUUUUCAAAAGCAGGCCUCUAUUAUGGCUUGCGUACUCGAACAUUUCGAUCAUCCGUUCUAAUGAAGAAACCAUUUUUUUUCGAUUCAAGUGGUAGUUUUUAUUUCAAUGCUUCACCACCUCUAUUAGUUAUACAAGCUACAGAACAAUCACUUGCUGCAACACGUAAUCUUUUAGUUAACAAUGUUCCUGGUCCAUUUUUUGUACGAGAAACUGAUAUGAAUCGAUUUUUUGUGUUUUGUUCAUUGCCAGAAUGGGAUAAUCGAUUUGAACUAAUCGGUUCUACACUUCAAUUUGAGAAAGUUGGUCUAUUUUUUAUUAUAAAUAUGGAUACUACAUUUUCAAAAUUUGGCUUUUGUUUACAAACUUCUCGUCUGGAUAACAAUCUGCUUCGAACAUCUCGACAAUGUCCAUUAACUAUUCAACUCUUAGAAAACACGAGCACCAUUCAUCUAACUCUAUUAGGAUGUGUUUUUACUGCUGAAGAUCAAAAUUCCACAAUAAUAAUAUCGAAAUUUCCAAAUAUUUUUAUUGAUCGCAUUUUUAACGAUACAUUUGCAGCUGGCAGAAUUUUUCAAGAGAGCCAACUAAAUUAUACACGUGUUAAUCAAUGGAAUAUAAUUCACAUAGCAAUAGUCGAGCAAAUAUUAGAUCGAUGUUUGUUAACAAAUAUCGAUGCAAACUAUCAUCGUCCAUCAUUUAUGCACAUUCAACCAGCUAUAACUUAUCCAAUUGUUAAUGGCGAUCAACUUGUUACGGAGAAUUUCUAUUUUUUAAUUCAAAAUGGUUAUGUAUUCUACAAAAAUAAAAUGGAUAAUAAGUUAUAUUUAAUGACUUCAUUAUUUAAUCAUAGAAAAUCAAUAAUUCAUCAAGAUUUUAUUCGUAGUCAAUUAUCUUGUUAUUUACCAUCUAUGCGAACAAUCACUUUCGUAACAAAAUGUUUGACAAAUACAAUAAUUCGACCUAAAUUUGAAAUAAACUUUGAAAUAGCGAAAUUGGUUCCUAUUGAAUCGCCAAUUGAUUUUCAAUUGAAUCGAUAUCAAGCUGGAUUUCAUUCAGUUAUUGUUUAUAAUAUCGAUCAGGAAAAAAAUUUGAUUUGUGAUGGAUUUAAAAAUUGCUCAUGUAUUUCAUCGUUGAUCUCUCAUCAUUCGAUACAUUGUGCUCAACAAUUUUAUACUAUAGAUUUAACAAUUAACAAUCGCAUUUAUAUGGAAUUAUGGAUGGAAAAUGCCAUCUCUUAUUUAGCAAAUAAUAACAGUAUAUUCUUAAUUGAAGAAGUAUCGAAUCGUACAGAUUAUAAAUUAAUUGAAAAUUCAUGGACGAUGAAAAUGAAAGAAAAAAUGAUUGAUUUAUUUGCAAAAGAUUUCGAUCAUUUAACAGAUAGUGAAAUUCGUAUAUUUGAGUUAUUGAAUAAAUCAUUACCAAAUGGAAAAUUUAUUUUUCUUGGACCAAGUCUUAAAUUAGAAUUCAUGGACGAAGGUCUUUACCAUCUACGUCUAACUUAUUUAUGGGGUGAUCAAUUUUGUUUAACAAGUGUUGAUCUUUUACUAUUGAUGAUAAGUAAUACAGCAACAUUGACAAGUUAUACAUUUACUUAUUUUCUUGCUUGUAUAUUUAUAUUAAUCUUAAUGGUAAUUUUAUGGAUAAUCAAUAUCAUAUUUUAUGAAAAAAUCUAUAAGAAAUACUGGAGAUAUUUUUUUCAAAUUAAAAAAGAAACUUUUUUUACACCAAGAUCAACCAAUGAUCAUAUUAAUUUUAAAAUGUUAGUUAAAAUUCGUGAACAAUCACAAAAAUUAUUACCUUAUAAAUAUCUUAUUUCGGAAAGAAAUAAUUUCAAAAAAAUAACUAUUAAAUAG
This is a messenger RNA of Rotaria socialis, 2820 nucleotides long. NCBI's taxonomy places the organism in Eukaryota, Metazoa, Rotifera, Eurotatoria, Philodinida, Philodinidae. The record is from the annotation of a GenBank genome assembly.